Molecule: messenger RNA, 2194 nt
Organism: Ornithodoros turicata
Lineage: Eukaryota; Metazoa; Arthropoda; Arachnida; Ixodida; Argasidae
Product: E3 ubiquitin-protein ligase MSL2-like
Exons: 2
Coding region: 790-1623 (277 amino acids)
Biological process (GO): protein ubiquitination
Cellular component (GO): MSL complex
Molecular function (GO): ubiquitin protein ligase activity
Source: RefSeq, a predicted model, not a curated record
UCCGUGCUGGUAUAGUCCUCAGACUCUUCUUCUUGCUCCGCCACCAUCCAGGCACUCGGAGGCAGCGUUCGCCCAGGCGUGAGCGGUUUCUGUGUUUGACCGCACCAGAUGUUGACGGCAUCGUCAGUGUCCACCUCGGGCAGGUACAUUCGGGAAGGUUUCGAGUCGCCCUGCAUGGUCGCCAACGCUUCGAACACGUACACGUGAUGGUUCUUCUUCCUUUUUGCCUCACAGCGUUAUCUCCUCUGGGGUUCUCCCCCCUAAAAAGCUUUCUUCUCCCGACAUAUAGUAUGCCUCCUGCGGUCCAUACUCCAAAGUUAACAAACUGCUGAAGCUCGGCGAUGAAGGCAAUUCAGUUAGGAUAACGUUGCUACACGACAUGUUUCGGUUUAUGGGUCGGGUUUGGUCGGGGUACUCACAGGCCCAAAUUCUCUAUAACAGUUUCGGUUCGGCUUUUGCGUACUCAUUUUACUGCCAGUGUAGUUUAUUAUGUAUUUUUACUUUGCUCCCCUUUGAUUUUUGUUUUUUUUAUUACUUUCUUCGCGACCUCAGAAAUAUUCAGAAGAAGGGAUCUUCGCUGGUAGCCGCCAUGGCUAGGUCACUCUAGCCAUGGCUGUGGCGUUGUUGAAUCCAAUCGACGAUCCAACGGAAUCCAACACAACCAGUCCCUGUCGUUAACAAAAGAAGAGUGCAAGAUGGUGUUAUCGAAGCUUUAAUGCGCAAAAUAGCUUACCCGAGGUUCGUUGUUUUGUUCCCCGCGGUAACCAUUUGUAAGCUGCACUUUCAAAUAUGAACGCUUUGAGUCUCUACGUGACAACUUGCAGACGAGUGUUUGAAUCCGACCCGGAUGACAGCGGUGCGUGGGCCGAUAUAUACCGUCUAAUGUCGUUACUGAGACAAGCGUUGUCGUGCAGUGUUUGCUCGAACUUGCUACAAAUACCCAUGACAUCACCCAGCUCCAGCUGCCAACAUUCCGUCUGCAAAGGAUGCGUCGGCAAGAAAAUGCGGCUGAAGCCAACGUGCCCGUGCAGCAAAAAUUACGGCCGAUUCGCGGAAAAUGUACAGUUACGUGUGUUGUUGCAGUGUUACAAGAAGUUUUGCGACUACCUGAGUACGUCGGCACUUGGCCGCAAAUGGGACAGUGUAAAUGGUGGAACGAACUUGAGUAUUCACGACAUCGUCGUUGAAGGUGCGAGCCUCUGCGACGAAUAUCGUUAUGGAAACAGACGACCGAGGAAAAUAAAUGGAGACAGGCCCCGGAAGUCAGUCGCGAACGGAAGUCCUUCUGCUAGAGUGACAGAGACAAAUGGCUCCAGCUCGGACAACUCUGACUCUCCAGUGCCUAGUGCAGCGCUCAUGCACUACUCUAGGGAGAAACCGAUCCGUAGGGGAUGUCGCUGCGGUCUUGCCACCCUCAACCCCGGGAAACUGACCUGCUGUGGUCAGCGCUGCCCAUGUUACGUGGCCAACACCAGCUGCGCACAGUGCAAGUGCCGAGGCUGCCGCAAUCCACUUGACAAGCCAUCAGAGGUCUGGGGUGACGGCUUGGAAGUGGCUGCAAACGAAUCCAUAAAGUUGGACGAGGAAGAAAACGAUUCGUUCGAAGUCGAAGUUGACGAGUGAUUUGAUUGCGCAAUGGCUUUCCUUUACCGUUUAGGUUUAGUCACUGUUCUAAGGACGAAACCAACCUAGACUUGUGUACCGGUACCAGUACUGCAUGAACUGCUUCUACACCUGAUGUGCUUUGGCUGGUGUGUAUGAUUGGAUUCAGCUACGACUGCUCACGUAUGCUUAGUUGUUGCGGCUUAAGAACAUUGCAGCGGAGGAUGUCUUUCAAUGAACAGGGAGGAAGCUCCACUACAUGUUAAUGACAUUAUUUUAUUGAAAUGCGCUCUCAUAUUGUUUGCCCUGUUCAGUAAUUGACAAUUAAUAUCUCCCAAUGUUUCCAAUGUCCUCAACAUAUUUAUAAGGUCUUUCGUGAUUCCUGUGAUAUGAUAGACGUAUAUGAAGCACUCGCGAUAGUCUCACUAAUUUUUGCCCCAACAAACCAUGCAACCUGUGUCUGAACAGAUUUCCCAUGUCUUACGAAUAGAUAAAAAAACAAUUAUGUACAAAGUAAUCUUGGCUCAGGUAGUUGUUUACUGAACUGUUCACUGUUUUAUAUAGCAAAUAAAUAAAACUUCUGACCAUUUAA